This is a messenger RNA of Pseudocercospora fijiensis CIRAD86, 795 nucleotides long. RefSeq lists its product as uncharacterized. NCBI's taxonomy places the organism in Eukaryota, Fungi, Ascomycota, Dothideomycetes, Mycosphaerellales, Mycosphaerellaceae. The transcript has a single exon. Bases 1 to 795 code for a protein of 264 amino acids. The record is from RefSeq and is a predicted model, not a curated record.
AUGUCGCCAAGCUACGCCCAGCCCACAGUACACAUCAACAAGUCCUCUGCCAACGAGUCUGCCGGCCUCGACCUGACACAGCAUCUCUCUACCAUCUUCCAAGAUCCGCCCAUCAUCGUCAUGCCUCCUCUCUUUGACGACAAUAGCAGCAUUGUCAAGCCCACUCCGCGUGUCAUCUCUGCUGAAACCAGCUUGUCCAAAAACGAUGCGAAGUACAACAUCAACUUUCGCGCGUUGGAGAAGCUUCCUGGUGGCGUGACUACAUUCGAGGCGAAGCGCGAAGCCGUGCACGCUGGUGCGGAGGUAUCAACAAAGGUGGAUACGUCCAACGGCGAGACCAAGGUCGGAGAUGUCAGUGAGGUUUCGGAGGAUGGGGAGGUUCUCACGCCAAAGGCCUCUGCUGUUACUGAGCACCGCAUCCCGAACGGCAACGAGGAGCUCGCAAGCACAUCGGGUGAUCCGAACGACAAGUUCACUCCAGCAGUCGGCUCGAUUGCUGAAGAUAACACUGAGCGGACGGCUGAUGGAAUUGGCGAUGCUGGACCUGUAGAGAAUACCGAAGAGGCUCGCAAAUCUGCCUAUGCCCACUACGUUCAAGAUCAGAUUGAUCUGGCCGAAGAGGACUUGCGUACGGCGCUUGAAGACGCCAAGGAACUUCGGGUUGCGCGGGCGAUGAUGGAGAAGAAUUUCGAGGAGGAGCUUGCUGUGAUCGAAGCUAGAGAGAAGGAGUUGAUGGAGAAGUUGAGGAAGUGUCGUGAGAGGGUGCGGAAGUCGGUGAUGAUCGAUGAGGAUUAG